GACAAUAGGACGUCUAAUUAAUAAUUAGCAAUGAAGUACGUUGUGUUUCUGUGUGUGCUUGUUGGUGUUCUUGCUGAGCUGCCUCGCUUCAGACCAGCGAGGUUCAGAUCCCAGCGGAUCGAGCUUGUUCCAUCAACGACCGAAUCGCCAAUGGAACCCACUACUGACAACGCACCCUACCCUGCUUCGGGAUGGAAACCUGCAGGGGAACCGUUUACCUUGCCAAACGAGAAAACAGAACCAUCAGAUGCCUAUGGAGCUCCACAACAGAGUGGACCUUAUCCUCCAUCUGGUUGGAAACCUGAAGGACAACCCUUUAUCUUACCGCAGCAGCAGGUCCCACCUGCAACCAGUUACGGUGUCCCUGAUAACACUUACGGAGCACCAACCACAGAUGUUGCUCCUACAACUACCAAUAACCCUCAAGUACAGAAACUAGAAGGACCAGUUGAAGUGCUCAAGAGUACAGGGGAAUACUACGUGCUGCUUCCCGAUGGACGUCUUCAACGAGUAGAGUUUGCAACGGAAAACGAUAUCCAAAACAUGAAGUACAUAGCUCAACUUCAACUCAGAAAUCCGGCUCCUCUGUUCGUCGUCGGUCGCUAAUAAUUAAAAGACAAAUGUAUUCAGCUUUAAUAAAGUGUAAAUAAGUGCGAGAGUAAUGGUCUCAUUUUU
Hyposmocoma kahamanoa is the source of this 675-nucleotide messenger RNA. RefSeq lists its product as uncharacterized. The record is from RefSeq and is a predicted model, not a curated record. The coding region runs from base 31 to 606 and encodes 191 amino acids. The transcript has a single exon. NCBI's taxonomy places the organism in Eukaryota, Metazoa, Arthropoda, Insecta, Lepidoptera, Cosmopterigidae.